AUGGUCCCACUACUACCAACAACAUCAUCCCCGCCACCAGCUGCGGCUGCCUCCUCCUCCUCCUCCUCCUCCUCCUCCUCCUCCUCCUCCUCCUCCUCCUCCUCCUCCUCCUCCUCCUCCUCCUCCUCCUCCUCCUCCUCCUCCUCCUCCGCCUCCGCCUCCGCCUCCUCCUCCUCCUCCUCCUCCUCCUCCUCCUCCUCCUCCUCCUCCUCCUCCUCCUCCUCCUCCUCCUCCUCCUCCUCCUCCUCCUCCCACGUCCCCUCGCCCUCAAUGACGAACUCUGGGGGCGUGUGGGAGCAGGCGAAUAGGCGGAGGCGCGUGGGCAUAGUACUGCGGAGACUCACGCGGAAGACGUUGGAGGUGCCGGCGAAGAGGUAG
Closterium sp. Naga37s-1 is the source of this 378-nucleotide messenger RNA. The record is from the annotation of a GenBank genome assembly. Lineage: Eukaryota; Viridiplantae; Streptophyta; Zygnematophyceae; Desmidiales; Closteriaceae.